AUGAGGAAAUUCAACAUCAGGAAGGUGCUGGACGGCCUGACUGCCGGCUCGUCGUCGGCCUCGCAGCAGCAGCAGCAGCACCCGCAGCACCAGCCGGGGAACCGGGAGCCCGAGAUCCAGGAAACGCUCCAGUCCGAGCACUUCCAGCUCUGCAAGACUGUUCGCCAUGGAUUUCCCUACCAGCCCUCAGCCUUGGCCUUUGAUCCCGUACAGAAGAUCCUGGCAGUGGGAACUCAGACUGGUGCUUUAAGGCUCUUUGGUCGACCAGGAGUAGAAUGUUAUUGCCAGCAUGACAGUGGGGCGGCUGUAAUCCAGCUUCAGUUCCUGAUGAAUGAGGGAGCUCUUGUGAGUGCCUUGGCUGAUGACACCUUACAUUUAUGGAAUUUACGUCAGAAGAGACCUGCCAUACUACAUUCACUUAAAUUUUGCAGAGAAAGGAUUACCUUUUGCCAUCUGCCUUUCCAGAGUAAGUGGCUUUAUGUGGGCACUGAGCGAGGCAAUAUACAUAUUGUUAAUGUGGAGGCCUUCACUCUCUCAGGCUAUGUCAUUAUGUGGAAUAAAGCCAUUGAACUGUCAUCUAAAUCUCACCCAGGACCUGUUGUUCAUAUAAGUGAUAAUCCAAUGGAUGAAGGAAAGCUUCUGAUUGGAUUUGAAUCUGGAACCGUGGUCUUAUGGGACCUUAAGUCAAAGAAAGCUGACUACAGAUACACAUAUGAUGAGGCUAUCCACUCUGUUGCCUGGCAUCACGAAGGGAAGCAAUUUAUUUGUAGUCACUCAGAUGGCACCUUGACUAUUUGGAAUGUGAGGUGCCCGGCUAAGCCUAUACAGACCAUCACUCCACAUGGAAAACAGUUAAAGGAUGGGAAGAAGCCAGAACCAUGCAAACCUAUCCUCAAGGUGGAAUUCAAAACGACAAGAUCUGGGGAGCCUUUUAUUAUUUUGUCAGGAGGUUUGUCAUAUGACACUGUAGGAAGAAGACCGUGCUUGACAGUUAUGCAUGGGAAAAGUACUGCUGUGCUAGAAAUGGACUAUUCAAUCGUUGACUUUCUAACGCUCUGUGAAACUCCAUACCCAAAUGAUUUUCAGGAACCCUAUGCUGUAGUGGUUCUUCUAGAAAAGGAUCUAGUACUUAUUGACCUUGCACAAAAUGGAUAUCCUAUAUUUGAAAAUCCCUACCCUUUGAGUAUACACGAAUCCCCUGUGACAUGUUGUGAAUAUUUUGCUGACUGUCCUGUGGACCUUAUUCCUGCCCUUUAUUCUGUUGGAGCUAGACAGAAACGUCAAGGCUACAGCAAAAAGGAAUGGCCUAUCAAUGGAGGUAAUUGGGGCUUGGGUGCACAAAGUUACCCAGAAAUAAUUAUUACAGGACAUGCUGAUGGGUCAGUUAAAUUCUGGGAUGCUUCUGCAAUAACUCUACAAGUGUUAUAUAAACUAAAGACAUCUAAAGUAUUUGAAAAAUCCAGAAAUAAAGAUGACAAGCCAAACACAGACAUUGUAGAUGAGGACCCAUAUGCCAUUCAGAUCAUCUCUUGGUGUCCAGAAAGUAGAAUGCUGUGCAUAGCCGGAGUUUCAGCUCAUGUCAUUAUUUAUAGAUUCAGUAGACAAGAAGUGAUUACAGAAGUCAUUCCGAUGCUUGAAGUUCGAUUAUUAUAUGAGAUUAACGAUGUGGAAUCCCCAGAGGGUGAGCAGGCACCACCUUUGCCAACACCAGUUGGAGGUUCCAAUCCUCAACCCAUUCCUCCACAAUCUCAUCCAUCUACCAGUAGCAGUUCAUCUGAUGGGCUUCGUGAUAAUGUCCCUUGCUUAAAAGUUAAAAAUUCACCACUUAAACAGUCUCCAGGUUAUCAGACAGAACUCGUCAUUCAGUUGGUAUGGGUGGGUGGAGAGCCACCACAACAAAUAACCAGCCUGGCAGUCAACUCCUCCUACGGAUUGGUAGUUUUUGGUAAUUGUAAUGGCAUUGCUUUAGUUGACUACCUCCAGAAAGCCGUGCUCCUCAACCUAGGCACUAUUGAGCUGUAUGGCUCCAACGAUCCUUAUCGGAGAGAACCCCGGUCUCCUCGUAAAUCUCGACAGCCCUCAGGAGCAGGUUUAUGCGAUAUUAGUGAAGGAACUGUAGUCCCAGAGGAUCGCUGCAAAUCUCCCACAUCUGGUUCUUCAUCACCACACAAUUCAGAUGAUGAACAAAAAAUGAAUAAUUUUAUAGAAAAGGUGAAGACCAAAAGCAGAAAGUUUUCCAAGAUGGUAGCCAGUGAUAUAGCAAAGAUGUCAAGGAAGUUAAGCUUGCCUACUGACCUAAAGCCUGAAUUAGAUGUAAAAGAUAAUUCCUUCAGCCGAUCACGAAGUUCAAGUGUAACCAGCAUUGACAAAGAAUCCCGAGAAGCUAUCUCUGCUCUUCAUUUCUGUGAAACUUUUACGCGAAAGGCAGAUUCAUCCCCUUCCCCGUGUUUAUGGGUUGGUACUACAUUGGGAACAGUACUUGUCAUUGCAUUGAACCUUCCCCCUGGAGGAGAGCAAAGACUUCUUCAGCCAGUAAUUGUAUCUCCAAGUGGGACAAUACUGAGGUUAAAGGGGGCAAUCCUACGAAUGGCGUUCCUGGAUACCACCGGCUGCUUAGUUCCACCCGCCUACGAGCCCUGGAGAGAACCCAACGUUCCUGAAGAAAAGGAUGAGAAGGAGAAAUUGAAGAAGCGACGGCCUGUCUCUGUCUCCCCCUCCUCAUCUCAGGAAAUGAGUGAAAACCAGUAUGCAGUGAUAUGUUCUGAAAAGCAAGCAAAAGUAAUCUCACUGCCAACUCAGAGCUGUGCUUAUAAGCAAAACAUCACAGAGACCUCAUUUGUGCUUCGUGGAGAUAUUGUAGCACUAAGUAACAGUAUCUGCCUUGCCUGCUUCUGUGCCAAUGGACAUAUUAUGACUUUUAGUUUACCAAGUUUAAGGCCUCUGUUGGAUGUGUAUUACUUGCCCCUUACCAAUAUGCGGAUAGCCAGAACAUUCUGCUUCACCAACAAUGGACAAGCGUUAUAUCUUGUUUCACCUACAGAAAUCCAGAGACUCACCUACAGUCAAGAGACAUGUGAAAAUCUUCAGCUAAAAAGUGCAGAGCCCAAAUGCCCAUCAGCUGACAGUACUCAUGUCCUAAGUUACUCUUUCCAUUGUCAAACCCCUUCAGUUGGAGAAUCAGCCUCAGGAAAGGCUUCAAGGAGCCUUGCACAACAUAUCCCUGGCCCUGGGGGCAUUGAAGGUGUGAAAGGAGCAGCUUCUGGAGUCGUUGGUGAAUUAGCACGAGCCCGGUUGGCACUAGAUGAAAGAGGGCAGAAACUCGGUGACUUGGAGGAAAGAACGGCAGCAAUGCUGUCCAGCGCAGACUCGUUUUCCAAGCACGCUCAUGAGAUGAUGUUAAAAUACAAAGAUAAAAAGUGGUACCAGUUCUGACAGCCAGAAAUCUCACUAAGUUCAACUUCAACAAGAAGGAAAAGAAAAUGAUUUUCCUUUUUUAUUCAUCGAUUUCAACUUAGGAAAGUUACCAUUUAAAGGAUGUUCAUCACUGGAUACUGUUCUUCCUAGCACAAUCAUGCACUGUUUUACCUCAGUCAUGUGGCUUUAAGGAAGGUGUGUCCAUACACACUCAAACUGGAACACAUGGUAUGUGCCUGCCCUGAGCUGACAUUGGGAACUAAGCAGGUCACAUAUGACGGAUGAAGAAGCGGGGCUGUUGACAAGAUGUGGCAGGGACUGUUCCCGGGUCAUUCCUAUAUUAAGCUUUUAAAUGCCAAAAGGUUCUGUGCUGUUGUAUCCGCCAUCAGUGUUUGACCUCUUUGAGGGAGAGGCAAUAAGUCAGAAGUCCUAAAGCUGAAAAAUAGGUGUGUGUGUGUCUGUGUGUGCGUGUGCGCAUGUCUGGAUUACAGAUAACUGUCUUGGACUUUCCCUCCCUUAAAAAUGACUGGUCAUCAGUAUCAUUAGUGAAACAGACAAACUGUUUGUUACCAUAUCUUUAGACAGAUAAGCUGAAUGGUGGGCUUUAAAUAAUAAAAACAUACACAUAGUUGAAUUGUGUAUGGGCUACUCUUGGAUUCUUGUUAUUGUACACUUGUGUUUAGUCCAUAUUUUGUCAAAAGCAAAACAAGGCGACACAUCACUUUUCAUUGAAAAGAGAAGUGUAGAGCAUGACUGAACUGCUUAUCAUUCUGGGCAUUUCCAUGUAGUGGCUGUGCAGUGUGGAAAGUAAGAAAAACCUCCAUUGUGGUGAGGAGAAUACUUCAGUGUUCCUUGUCUUUCUCAUUCAUUGAGCUAAAGGUGGAUUUGAGCAAAAAUAGUUAACUGGUUAAAUUUGUAGAGACGUUGAAAUUGGCUAAAUUUUUAAUUUUGCUUGGAUUUUUAUAAAAUGUUUAACCAAAUGUACCUUUGCAUUGUUUAAUUAAAGUUGCUAAAAAAAAUGUUUCAUUAUUUUGGUAAAAUGCUCAGCUCCCUUUUCCAAAUGCCCUUUAUGUGCUAACAGUUCCAGUACUCUCAGGUGAUGAGCCAGUUAAGUCUUAGUGCACAUGCUGUCGCAUGGGAACUUACAAGCAUCUGUUGUCAAUAAUUAUCUAUAUAAGAGUCUAGGCUGAUGACCUACAAAAUAUUUUCUGUAAAAAUAUACUAUAAAUCUGUACAUGUCCUUUCAAGGUUUAAAAAAAAACCAAAAGGGAAGGAAAAUAUGUACAUUUUGGUAACUAACUUACUUCUGUAUUGGAGUAUGAUGCAAAUGACAGCAUCAAUGGACAGUGAAUGAUUAGCUUACAGAAUAACAGCAUUGCAGACAGGAGAGAAACCACUUGGUAAACGUGGACAUUAAGUAAUCAUAGUGCAGGCUCAUCUGAGAUUAUUAGUGAUGGUUUUUAAAGCCGUGUCAGAAAGGGAAAUAGAAGCAUUAAAUCAGCAUUAAUCAAAUUAAAUAUUUUCUUCUAUAAAAUUGUUUAAAGCAACCUUAUUUUUCAUUAAGAAAUAAUCAGAGCACAGAUUGAUAGCAGACUUGGUUGUUUUUCCUAUGGUCGUUAAAGAGCACCUAAAUUUCAUGCAGUCCAUUAGGCAUCUUUACUCUUUUCAUUAAUAAAGCUUUUGUGUUUACAGUUUAUAAUGUGCAUUACAAGAUGCAAACGUUUACAUUUACAAUUUGCUGAAAUAUCAUUGGCCAAAAGGCUAAAUAUAUGUGGAUGAAAUGAUUGAUCAAUCCAAAAAGAAAUACUUAAAAAAUAUAAUUCCAAAAGGUUUUGAAUUUGUAGAAAGUACCUAAAAUGGUAUAUUUCUGUUUAGUCACCUAUAUGAUUAAUAGUUGUUUACAAAUUUCUUAACGUGUAUCAUAUACCAUCUAAUAAAUCCAUGGUUUCAUGAUAUGUCACAGGAAGUACUAGGCCCCUUUUUGAAAGUCUUAGUUUUGUGAAUGUCAUCAGUGAAAUCAACAGCUUAUGGAUUUGAAAUUGAGAAGCUCUAAGGAUGGUAAUUUACUGGCCAGCUCUCCAUCCCUUUGGAAGGACAUACUGACUCUAGUUAUUUAAUUUGCUGUUAAUUUCAUAUUAAUUGUGAAACUUCAUUUUUACUGUCAUUUUUUCAUGUUGUAUAUAUUGUGAAUCCAUCUUAUAAUUAUUUUCAAAUAGAUACAUUCAACUGAACGGAUUUUAUAAGAAAGUCUUAAAUCAAUAUUUUGAGUUAUUUUAUUUCAUUUUUAAGUUAACCUACAUUGUAUACAAAACUCAUAUAGAAAGCAUGAAGUAUUUUUGAGAAUAGGAAAUAAGCUUCUCAGAAUUAUACUUGAUUCAGUCUGUAGAUAUGACUGUCCACAGUAAUAACUAACCCAGGGAAUUUUAAUUUGACAGAUAACAUCUCUUUUUUUUUUUUUUCUCUCUUUAAACAGAAGAGUUAUAGUCACCAGCAAGCCAAGACUUCAGGAAAACAAACCAAAAAAAAAAAAAAAAGAAAUAGAAAAGUGAAAGAUUUGUUUGUGUGUUUCCUCCAUAUCCUCAACUACACGGUUGUCCUUUUUCUAAAGUCAUUGAAGUGUUCACUGAUGAGCUAUUGUCGGUAGAAAGUAGUUCCUCUAUAUAGAUCAUAUAUCAACUCCAUUUCACUCAUCAAACUAAGAUCCAUGUGCUGUUACUUAGAAAGUCAGUUAAAAUCUCAUAGUUUUACACAUUCUGUAUAUUAUACCUGAAGCUUUGCAUUGUCUAAUCCCGUUGGUUUCCAUUUCACUGUACAGACUGUUUCCAGAAAUGUUUAUAGAGAUAUAACUGGGCUAUUACUAACCUUUAAUUUGAUUUUUUUUAAUGGAAAAAAAUGCUGCUACCUGUCUGUUAUGUGUAGUUAGUAUAUUAUAAUUUAACUAAAUACAGUACUUUAAAGAAGCACUUUCUUUGCUUAGAAAUUCUUAGUUACAGGUUUCUUUAAGUUAUUUCAUGUAGAUAUGUGAGUGUUUUAAACAAGUCUGAAAGUGUUACAUAUUUCUAGGGCAUGGGGAUGGUAGGGCAACAGCUGUGGAAAGGAAAGAUACAUGAAGACACUGUGGAGUUCCAAGUUUCAUCCUGAGUUCUAUAUCCCAUAUUCUCAUGUGACAUUAGAAAAGCUAUUAUCCAAAGGUAAAAAUUUUUGUGGCAAGGGUUCAUUUUACUUUUUAACUCUUGGGAUUUUGUUUAUUUGCUUUUGCAAAAUAAGGAGCACUGAACUUUAAACUUGAAUUUUUCUGCACUUUUUUUAGGUAAAGAAAAACUUUUAUUAUCAUUUAAUCCACUUUUCUCAGUUUAAGUAUACAUAUGUACAAAAACAUACCAAAAUCAUUAACAUGCUGCUAGCUCUACCUUGAACAAUUAAACUGAUCAUAGUUUUAAAACCCCUAAGAGGGUUUUAUAUAGCUUUCAAGCAUUAAACUAAAUAGUUAAACCA
Messenger RNA from Erinaceus europaeus (western European hedgehog), 6909 nucleotides. It is a transcript of the gene STXBP5, whose product is annotated as syntaxin binding protein 5. Gene Ontology annotation, biological process: regulation of protein secretion; regulation of exocytosis. Gene Ontology annotation, molecular function: syntaxin binding; GTPase activator activity; myosin II binding. The record is from RefSeq and is a predicted model, not a curated record. Gene Ontology annotation, cellular component: plasma membrane; SNARE complex; cytoplasm. Lineage: Eukaryota; Metazoa; Chordata; Mammalia; Eulipotyphla; Erinaceidae. The transcript is spliced from 28 exons. The coding region runs from base 1 to 3432 and encodes 1143 amino acids.